CAAAAGCAAUCCUUCACUUACAUUCACAGAGAAGUGUUUGACAAGUCAUCAUGGCAGCCUCCAAGAUAGGCUUGAAACUUUUGAUCGACACCGAUAACAACAAACUUCUGUUCGCAGAAGCCAGGAAAAACUUCGUAGAUUUCUUACUUCAUAUCCUCUCCUUGCCAUUGGCUACUGUUACAAGGCUCCUCCGCCAGCAAGAGACCAUUGGUUCCCUGGAAAAUCUGUACCAUAGCAUCGAAAAUCUCGAUGAAGCCUACAUCCGGCCAAACCAAAACAAAAGCAUCUUGCUAAGUCCAAAACCACCUGCCGGCGCUCCUGCCUUUCCGUUCACUCUCUUGGCGCUCGAGGAUUCGCCGAAACCGGAGAUAACACACGGCAAAGCAUUUUAUAAGUGCGGCAAUAAUUCUGGCAUUACUGGUUUUACUAGUGCAACUAGUAAUGCUUGUACCUGGCAUGUGACCGAUGACCCUCGAGCUGUUUGCCCCGGUUGCCAGCGCACCAUGACUUCGGUCAUGACAUAUGUAGUUCCCCCACAAACUGAUGGCAGCGAUGAGGACAGUAAAGAAGGCGGAUUUGUGAAGGGGGCGGCGACUUACAUGAUCAUGGACGACUUGGAGGUGAAGCCCAUGUCUGCCAUUUCCAGCAUUGCUCUGCUUAACGAGCUUAAUGUCAAGGAUCUAAGCGCCCUCAAAGAAAAGGAAGUGGAUCUUAGCAUGAAUAAGGCGUUGAAGCUGCUUAAGGCAUCUUUGGAGUGCAAGACAGUGCUUACCAGUGUCUUCUUGGAUGUCAAAUCUAAAACUCCAUGAGAAUUGUCUCGUAUUUCACUUUUGGAUAACAAUUUUAUGUUCGAAUCAAUGACUAUUUUGAUCCUUUUUUGCUUAAUUAAGGUACCAAUUCUAAAUGAUUACUUCCA
This is a messenger RNA of Coffea arabica (coffee), 916 nucleotides long. RefSeq lists its product as uncharacterized. Lineage: Eukaryota; Viridiplantae; Streptophyta; Magnoliopsida; Gentianales; Rubiaceae. The record is from RefSeq and is a predicted model, not a curated record.